AUGCCAGCCCUGGGACUCGCAGAAAACUCGACACAGCACCCGAGCCGCGGAAAAUCAAGGCCUCGUUUGACUCUCAUUUUGAAGAGGAUACCUUGGGCUAUCGUAGCAUGGAAGAAAAUCAAUACCAUCCUAUUGAAAAAUUUGUAUACACGGCCUGCUUUUCCAAAGAUCUCCUAGAAAACCUGUUCCAGAAAACACUUCCGGAAAAGUUUAUGCUUGUGAAAGCAAGUCUCUUCUUUCGCAUGGCGAAGGUCAAAGCUCUCUAGCUACUUUUUAUCAAAUGUUAUUAAAAAAACAUCCGAGUUCAUUCUUUUUUUUACUGACAAUACUCAGAGAUUGUACAGCUCUUAGAAAAAAUCAAAUUUCUCAGCCAAUAUGGUACCAAGUGAUGGGAAUGUUUUUUUCAUAAACCUCGGAAGUAGUACUAUCUAAUAUAUGAUUCAGAAAUUUUUUAUUCAUAAACUGUUUUUUUUCCGGUUUUUUUUCGAAACAGUACAAUGCCAAUGCAAUUCACUCAUAUAUAUAAUGACUUUUUAAACAUGAUAUUGGAAUUUCUCAUCAAUGUAAUAAAUAUACAAGAUUGACUAAGAUUAAAUAAACUGUGCCAAAAAUGAGUUUGUGUUCAGAACCUACAUGUAUCACAGCUAUAGAGGCAUACAAUUUUUUGUUGUCUGUUCUAUUAUAAUCAGUGUUGGUAAUUAAGAGAAAAUAUGAAAAAUGCAGAAUGAAUAAUAUCGAGAAAUACGGUUGAGCAUGACUAUUUUGUACAUAACAACCAGUAAAACACCUUUUUCCUACUUUAUUUUAACGUAUAACCAUGUGUCAAAAUAUUUUUUCUAAGGUGAAUUGACGGCAAGUACUUUUUUUCUUAUACUUCAAUGAAACGUGUCAAUGUAUUAAUACGACGAAGAUAAGUCAAGAAAAAGUUAUUUUUGAGGGAUGAAGAAUCAAAUUUUUUUGUUAAGUUUCCUUUUUAUUCCCACUGCGCUAUCUUCAACUUUCAAACGUGUAAAAAAUACAACUCCUGAUCUACUUCUAAAAAUAUGUGAUGCGCUCGACACUGAACAAGCAACUUAUGAAGAAGAUGAUGAAGGAUGGAGAAAGCUGUGUGAAAAACUGACUGGUAAAGAUUAUUCAACAAAAAUUGAUCAGAUGGAAGCAGAUAUUUUAGAUGAAUUUGAACAUGAUCAAAACCUAAUAAAUGAAAAACAAGAAGAUGAUGUUGAAAACUUAAUAAAUUCUCUUCAACAACGAAAGUCAAGUUCAGGUGGAGGUUCUCGAGGCGGUGGAGGUUCUCGAGGUGGUGGAUCGCGAAGCAGUGGAUCGGGAAGUAGUGGAUCACGAAACGGUGGAUCGCGAAGCAGUGGAUCGGGAAGUAGUGGAUCAGGAAGUAGUGGAUCACGAAACGGUGGAUCGCGAAGCAGUGGCAGUAGAAGCUCUGGUUCCAGUUCUGUUAUUCGAACGUCAGGUAUUCAAAAUAUUCGUACGGGUCAGACUAUUCGUCAGCCAUCCGGAACACUAUGGACUAGGGCAACCAGUAAAUUUUUACCGAUAGCAACAAGCUACACAAGCCGAACAAGAUCAAUUUACAUCGGAAAUGGAAGUAAGAAGCAUAUGUUUUGA
This is a messenger RNA of Didymodactylos carnosus, 1623 nucleotides long. Lineage: Eukaryota; Metazoa; Rotifera; Eurotatoria; Philodinida; Philodinidae. The record is from the annotation of a GenBank genome assembly.